AUGAUGCAGCAGAUUCUUCAGGAUAUGUAUAUAGAGCCUGAGCUGUUGUCUGAACUCAACGAAGAGCAGAAACAGAUCCUCUUCUAUAAGAUUCGGGAGGAGCAGGUGCGGCACUGGAACGAGAGGGAGAGAAGAAACCCCAGCCAUGCUUUGAAAAAAAAGAGCAACCGCAGAGGCAUUCAGUGGCUUCUGGGCUCAGAUGGAGAGGUGUGGGUAUGGGUAAUGGGGGAGGCCCCGGGGGACAAGCUCUUUGAAGACAUUGUGGUAGAACUGAUGGAGGAGAGAGCCAGGAAGCAGGCCCAGCAAGAGGCACAGGAACUCCGGCGUGUGAAGGAGGCAGAGAUUGAAAAGAAGUUUCGAGAUGCCAUGGCGAAGGAAAAGGCUCGGUUCAUGGCAGAAAAAUGGAAGGAGGAGACAGAUGACAGAAAGGCAGCCAAGCAUGAAGAAGAGGAAGAUCGCAUUAGAGAGGAACUGAAGCAAUGUGAGGAGGAUGAGAGACAGCAAGGCGAGGAAGAAAUCCGCCAAACAGAGGAGAGGAGAGCAAAGGAGCUGUACAUCUCUCUGAAGCAGGAGGAAAAGAGAAGCGAGAGAUAUGACAAAGAAUGGCAGGAACAAUUGCGACGCUCCAAGGUGGCGGAUGAGGAGAUGAAGUGCAAGGCACGAUGGGCUAGAGAUGAAUAUAAGCGCCAGUCUCUGCGGGGCAUCGAGAAGGGCCUGGUGGCUGGACUCAGCGGCCUGUUCCAUAAGAUACACCUGAACGGAUCGGUCACUGAACAUUUAACCCCUCCAGCUGAGGCCACCCAUUCACCUGCAGCUAGUUCUGGUCAACUUACCUCAGUUUGGAUUCGUCCACCUAGACCGAACUCUCGUGAGUCCAUUAUCCACUGGUUUAAAGAUGAGCAGAGACCAAGACGAGCGGGAUAUGAGCGAAGUAGCAAUACCAUCGCACCCUGGUUCCACGGAAUAAUAUCACGGCAGGAGUCAGAGGCUUUGCUAGCUAAUGCGGCAGAUGGCUUUUUCUUGGUCAGAGUGAGUGAACGGAUCUGGGGCUAUACACUGUCCUACCGCACCACCUCAGGCUUUAAGCACUUCCUCAUCGACGCAUCGGGUGAUUAUUACAGCUUCCUAGGUGUAGACCAGAACCGUCACACCACCUUAGCUGACCUCAUUGACUUCCAUAAGGAAGAAGUGAUCACCACGUCUGGUGGAGAACUACUCCAGGACCCCUGCAGGCAGAGAAGCUCUACAGCUGACUAUGGAGGGCUUUUUCAGUGAUGGUUUCCCUUGUUGUGAAUCUCAAUUUGGCUACCAUAUCUCUUGCCUUCACAUCCUUUCAACAGCAUGGCACAGCUUUUAUCUAGUCUGCCAAGUUUCUUCUGUCAAAUGUAAAUAAACACUUUUUA
Sinocyclocheilus grahami is the source of this 1403-nucleotide messenger RNA. Its product is annotated as SH2 domain-containing protein 4B-like. The transcript has 8 exons. Lineage: Eukaryota; Metazoa; Chordata; Actinopteri; Cypriniformes; Cyprinidae. Gene Ontology annotation, cellular component: cytoplasm. The record is from RefSeq and is a predicted model, not a curated record. Bases 1 to 1275 code for a protein of 424 amino acids.